AUACCCACAAUACUGAUCAAGAAGAUUUGAAUGCUUUGGCUCAAGUAAAGUAAAGAGAGAGAGAGAGAGUGGGGGGGUGGUAAAGAUGUAUGCGUUUCAUCAAUGAUAGUUGAUACUUAACUCCUUUUUUUUUGCAUGGAUGAGUAGGGACUGAUAUCAAUAUAUGAAAAAUCGCAGUUAAAUGAAGAGGAGGAUAAAAUAAGGAUAAGACUGAUGAGAUGGAAGGCGCAAAUAUUAGCUGGUGUGACAUGUACAUUUUCAGGCGUGAUUCCUAAUGAUCAAGAUGCUACGCGGAGUAGAUUUUGGAAACUAGCAACAAGUUAUGGAGCGCAUUGUUGCUUAGAUUUGACUGGUAAAGUGACUCAUCUGAUUGCGUCCAGGACAGGUACAACUAAAGUCAACAAAGCAAAACACUACCAACGUAUUCACAUUGUAUCAUUGGCAUGGCUUUUGGAAUCCGUAUCGCAAUGCACCAUGCAAGAUGAAACUUUAUACCCUUUGAUCUCUUCUUUACCUGCAUCUGCUGUGGUUACUCCUGUCUCAACACCAUUGGGUGACGAAGAUGAAUUGUUGCUACUAGAAGAAAAGGAAGAAGGAUUGUCAGAGAAUAAGUCAAAGACAGAUAAAUGGAAACAGCAAGAUAUGAGAGAAGACGGUACAGCAACGGAAACACCAUCAGUCAAUACAUCUAAUGGUACUACGUCUAAUCAUGAAGAUAACAACAAUCUUGAUCUGGAAACAGAAUUCCAUGAUAUUGAUCAUAUCGAUUGGGAUGAGGCUGACAAGGAAGUCAAUGAUUAUAUGAAUGAAAGUGGCACGGAUGAUAAUUAUUCCUCAGGUCCUGAUAGCCCAUUACCCAUAGGAGCGGUUAUUAAUAAUAAUAACAACAACAAUAAUAAUAGAAAGAGGAAAAGACCCAAUGCUUCAUCCUUAGUAUUUCGACGUGCCAAAGCUGCUGUAAGAGGUCCAUCACGAUUAUCAAACAUGGUUAGAGUAAAUGAUACGGGUACAAGUGACGAAGAUGAAGAAAAUAAUCAAGAAACAGGAUCACAAAAGCAACAUAGUUAUAAAAGAGAUGAUGAUGAUGAUGAUGAUGAUAAUUCCUCAUCUUCUUCUUUAAGUAGUUUUGCGGGGGAGCUAGAUGAUGAAAUUGAAUAAUAAAAAUAAAUAAAAAAAAACCUUUUUAAAAAAAAUAGCGAACGAUGAUAGAAACGAG
Halteromyces radiatus is the source of this 1216-nucleotide messenger RNA. RefSeq lists its product as uncharacterized. Gene Ontology annotation, molecular function: RNA polymerase II CTD heptapeptide repeat phosphatase activity. Bases 214 to 1158 code for a protein of 314 amino acids. The transcript has 2 exons. NCBI's taxonomy places the organism in Eukaryota, Fungi, Mucoromycota, Mucoromycetes, Mucorales, Cunninghamellaceae. The record is from RefSeq and is a predicted model, not a curated record.